This is a messenger RNA of Tremella mesenterica DSM 1558, 1398 nucleotides long. RefSeq lists its product as uncharacterized. Lineage: Eukaryota; Fungi; Basidiomycota; Tremellomycetes; Tremellales; Tremellaceae. The record is from RefSeq and is a predicted model, not a curated record. The transcript has 5 exons. The coding region runs from base 1 to 1398 and encodes 465 amino acids.
AUGGCUACAGUCCCUCAACCUCCACCUCGACAGGCCUCUCCCUUUCAACUCGCAAGACGGCAAGAUGUGUCAAGCUCUGAACCCGCGGUGACCCCCAGCUCUGACACUGCCCCAGCGUCUUCUCCAGCUCCGACAUCCCCAGCCGCCCCUACUUCCGCACCUUCGACCUCGAUUCCCGCUCUCUCGUCUACCCCGCCCACUUCCUCCGCAUCACCUACAUCACCUUCACCUUCAUCUCCUCCCUCAUCCUCUGCGUCACCUUCUUCAGCCCCACCGCCGUCUUCCUCGCCUCCCCCGUCUUCUUCUUCGACCACUCCACCUCCCAGUAGCUCGUCACCGCCUUCUAGCGCUGCCCCGACGUCUAGCCCUCCCCCGAGCAGCAGUCAGACGCUUUCGUCCGUGUCCCCAACAUCAGCUCCUACUAGUACAAGCACCACUAUAGUCACCGUCCCACCUUCGAGCACCAGUUCUACUGCAAGCCCUUCGACACCUUCAACUCCCUCUUCAAGCGGUUCCUUCAGCGAUCCUGGCACCAGCACUACAACCUCAACCGUCUUCGUCACCUCCGGUUCCUCCACUCUUCCCCUGGACAAGACUUUGACUUCCCCUAUUGGUGUAUUGACGACCGACAAUUCAGGCUCUACUUUCACGACCACACCUGCAGAGCUCACCUCGUCAUACAUAAUCACGUCAGAUGGACAGCAAAUCACGGUCACUCAGAUUAUCCACAAUCCUUCUGGCGCACUUGACCAAGGCAGCUCUGGGUCCGGAUCGAGUAAUGCCUUCUUUAACAAUCACGGUGCCGUCGCCGGUGUCUUUGUGGUCGUCGGUCUAGUCGUUGUGGGAAUCAUUAUCGCUCUUGGUUUCUUAUGCUUCCGUCGUCGUAGACGUCAAAGACUCGAUCGCGAGGUCACUGCCGCCGCUGUCGCUGCCAGUCAAUCCCACUCUCAACGAUCCCCGUUGGAUGAGGAUUUCCGCAGUUCAUCCGCAGGCGGAGCUGGCACAUCCGAGUCCUAUCCUUCGGCAGCUAAUCAACCGAUGGCUCAGUACAACAACUAUGGGGCGACAUACGGUCAAGCGGGUGGUUAUGAUCCUUACGCACAGAACGCAGGACAUGUGUAUCCCGCUGAAGGGUAUCCGACUGGACAAGGGUAUGAAAGUCUGCAACCUGGUGGAGGUCAAACUCAGGGAUACUAUUUCGAUCCUUCGCAGGCCCAACAGUAUGCUGCUCCGUACGAGGAGGGAUACCCGACGUAUGCUGGUGGGGAUGGCAGUCUUGACACUCCCCUCGACGAAAGGGAAGAUCCACUCCAUGCAAGUAGCGAAUCCUACCAAUCAUGCGAGAUAAGCGGGCUCAGUCUCAAUACAUCCGACCCUUCCGACAUUUUCUCGCAAUGA